AACGGCUGUGGACACAAACGUACAAACGCUUGAGGGCUGGAGGACGCAUGUUCAGUCAAAUUAGACCCAAUAAGCAGAACGCCUCUACUGUUACUCUCAGUUCAGAGGCUCUGUCUGUGCGGUUCCAUGGCUUCCGUGUCCCUCUCUUCUCCGUGCCUGACGCAGAACCGUAAUUCUCUCAGUUUUAGCUCCAUAGCUUCCGAUCAUUUGAGGUUUGGUUCACCUACUGUUGAAUUCGGCUCCGUCAAGAAGUAUCGGAGAGAUAGAGCUGUCGUCUGCAGAGCUUCCUCGGUUGUCUUUCGCAACCUCGAUGCCGAUGACUUUCGGCACCCUCUCGACAAACAGAACACGCUGAUUUUGAGGGCGAUUCCAGGAUUGAAUGAGCUUGGAAAGAUUCUUCUAGGAUCCGUUGCAGAGCAAGUCAUGCUUCUUGAGAAUAUUGGAACAUCCCUUCUGGUUUCUAAAGAUCAGCUUUCUGGUCUACAUCGAUUGAUGGUUGAGGCCGCGGAAAUCCUCAAUAUUGAUGCUCCUGAUCUAUAUGUUCGUCAAAGUCCUGUACCAAAUGCAUAUACUUUAGCAAUAAGUGGUAAAAAGCCAUUUGUUGUUGUUCAUACUAGCCUUGUGGAGCUUUUGACUCGAGAAGAGUUACAGGCUGUUUUGGCUCAUGAGUUGGGUCAUCUCAAAUGUGACCAUGGUGUAUGGCUGACAUUUGCAAAUAUUCUUACCCUUGGAGCUUAUACCAUACCUGGGCUUGGUGGGAUGAUUGCUCAGAGUUUAGAAGAACAGUUAUUUCGUUGGCUUCGAGCAGCAGAGCUAACUUGUGAUCGUGCAGCCCUUCUUGUUGCACAAGACCCAAAGGUGGUCAUCUCUGUUCUAAUGAAAUUAGCUGGGGGCUGCCCUUCUCUGGCUGAUCAACUAAAUGUGGAUGCAUUUUUGGAACAAGCUCGCUCCUAUGACAAAGCUUCUUCAAGCCCAGUAGGGUGGUAUAUAAGAAAUGCUCAAACGAGACAACUUUCACAUCCUCUGCCCGUUCUACGUGCUCGUGAAAUUGAUGAAUGGUCAAGAAGUCAAGACUACACAACUCUUCUGAAACAUGCAACACAGAUCACUGGUGCCAAGAAAGUUUUAACAACACCAGGAAGAUAGUCAAAAUCCAAAGCACUGUGAAAAGGCAGCCCUGCGUCUCACGGCAAAGAGCUACAGAGAUAAAGAGGAUAUGCUAAGAGUUUUUUCUGCUGUAAGUAAAUUCUGCAGAUUGAGGAUGCACAGGUCGUAACUCGUAAGUUGAGUACUUUGGCUUGUCAAUCUUGUGAAAAUAUAAAAGACGUAUGGGUUUUUGAAGUCAUGGUGAUACGCCUUAUAGAAUCAGGUUGUUUAUAAAUAUUGAUCACCACUUUUUCUCUAUGUACAACAGAAACUUUAUUUGGUAAUUAAACUGUAUAUAUUGCAUUACAAAUUUAUAGUUUAUAGAGUUAUUUGGCAUGCCUCCACAACACACAAAAUGAUCAACAGGCACGCUGUGUUGCAUGCAUAUCCCGAAGUAGUACUCUAAUUUUGUCUGGUAUGAGAAGUGCUUGCAGCAAUUUUUGUACUGAAAAUUUGGAAUUAAAGCACAAGAAAGCUGAAAACAAGAAAAGAGUGAGAGUUACAAAAAGUUUCGUGUUUGGUUGUAAUUCUUAGAGCCGAAAUGCCGGGGGCAUGAUUUGCAUGAAGUUGGCUACUGCCCUAUAAAUACUGUGUCCACAUUCAGUUAACAGCACACACAAAUUCCUUAAUUUCUUCUGAGCAAACAUGGCCUCCACCAUUUCCCACCUUCCAGCAUUUUGCUCAACUUUGGUUUUCCUUAUCCUUUUGAACGCGCUCAUUCCUUUUCAUCGUGUUUCAGCUGGUCCAGGAUUGCCUGUUCCCCAUCCUCCACAUUCAGGCUCAGCAUCUGAUCGUCAAUCAAUACGUGCUUCCAAUCCUCUACCUUCAGCUCCAUUAUUUGAUCAUCAAGCAAUGCCUGCUUCCGAACCUCUACCUUCAGCCCCAUUAUUUGAUUAUCAAGCCAUGCCUGCUUCCAAGCCUCCACAUUCGGGCUCAGCUUCAGAUCAUCAUGCAAUGCCUGCUUCGCAUCCUCUGCAAUCAGGCUCAACUGAAGAUCAUCAAGCAAUGCCUGCUUCUCAUUCUCCGCAUUCAGGUUCUGCUUCAGAUGGCAAAAUCACCACAACGGGAACACCGCGGACGCCUAUUCUGUGCGAGAGUGAGAAACCUACUCAACAACAACAGCCAAUGUCUCUGAAGCAGCUAGGGGUUUAAUAUGGCAGAGAAUAACAUAACAAAUAAUGAUUUUAAGUAAAUAAUCUACGACAUCCACUUGUAUCACACACGACAUGCAGUUGGAUGUCAAAAUCAUGCCCAUAAGGACCAUAUGAACGUUUUAUGUUUGACAAUUAAAUUAUUUUUUUGUGUUCUCUCGCA
Molecule: messenger RNA, 2460 nt
Organism: Prunus mume (Japanese apricot)
Lineage: Eukaryota; Viridiplantae; Streptophyta; Magnoliopsida; Rosales; Rosaceae
Product: Peptidase family M48 family protein
Biological process (GO): proteolysis
Molecular function (GO): metalloendopeptidase activity
Source: RefSeq, a predicted model, not a curated record